CCUGUGGUCUUGUUUGAUGUUUAUUUCUCACUCUCAGUUUUUGACAGUUCAUAUUUGAGAAUUUAGUAGUAUUUAGAGUUAAGAUUAAAGAAAAAAUAGUAUUUAACUUGGUAUUCUAACUUAAAAUGCUUCCAUCGACGGGUUAUUUUAAAGGAAUUAUUUGUCCUUUUUAUGACACCGGUCUUUGCGAGAGACCCUACUGUCAUUUUCGUCAUGUUAAAAAAGAUACCCAAAAUGUUAAUGGUGACGGCAUUGAAAGUGGAGAAAUACUUCAAAAAUUAGUUUCGGCAGCGGUUCAAAAAGUUCUACGACAGAAUGACUCGUCUCUAUUACCCUCAACUUCGCAAGGUACAACGGAUGGAGUAUUAGAUAGUACACAGCAAUUGCCCGUUAAAGCUACAUAUAGUCCAACACCAAUAUCAGAAUUAAAUAAAAUUAAUAACGAAUUAGAAGCAGAGGACGUCGUUGAGAAAAAGCGGAGACAUAUCCCCGUACCAUACACUCCAAGAAAACCAGCUGCUUUACAAAUUAAAAGACCAAUUGACACAAAUGGUUCUAAAUUAUACGUCGCUCCGGUUAUUCAGUAUACGCCGGGAUCUGAAUCUGCCCAGUUAGACCCAUAUACCCCAAAAGGUACAGUAGAAUCAAAUGAAAAAUACAAACCAGGGACUGAAGCUAAAAUUCAGGAAUACUUACCCAAUGAAACACCAACCUCAAAUAAACAUAACUAUAUUCCAUCUGAUAAAUAUACAACUAAAAAUAAAAUAAUAGAAUAUAAACCUACAAAUGUGACCAAAAAUGUUGACUUACCAGCUAUUAAAUAUCAACCUACACCUAAGGCAUUAGUUCCAUGUUUUUCAAGUGAUGAAGAAGAACCGGAUCCCAAGAAACAAAAAAUUUCAAAUGAUCUUAAUGGCUUUGAUGAUUUAGGGCCUGAGUUUGACAUAUUAGAUCAAAUUUUAGAUGAAGAAAAUACUAAUAAAGAUGAAGCUAAACAAAAUGAAAAACAAUAUGAUUGUAAAGAAAAUAAAAGUGACAAGAAUAGUGAAAAUGUAAGUAAAGUCAAUACUCAAAAAAGUGACAGAAUAAAGUCAGACAAAAAAGAUUCAAAACAAAAAGAUAAACAAAAUAAAAAGUAUAAAGAUUCUGACUGUAAAUCUAGUCACAAGAGUUCUUCAUCAGAUAAAAGUAAAGAAACAAAAAUAGAUAAAUCUGAUAAAAAAUCACAUUCUAGUUCCAAAUCUUCUGAACAUCAUUCAAAACCUUCAUCAUCUGAUAGAAGAUCAAAACAUUCAAAAACUUCUUCAAGGCAUAAAGAUAAGGAUAACAAGUCCUCAAAAAAAAGUAAGGAAGACUCAAGAGUGAAAGAAAAGCAUCACAAAUCUCAUAAAAGAUCCAAAGAAAAUAAGGAUAAUAGUAAAAGAAAGAAAAGAGAUGAAUCUGCUUCUAAAGGCAUAUCAGAUAAUGAUCAUGAUCAUUGUGAUGACUUGGAGAUAUUUGAAUCUGAAGUAAUGUCUGAGUCAGAUGAAGAAACAAUAGCAGAAGAAUGUAAAAGAAUUUUUGAAGAAUAUGUACCAGAAUUAAAACCAAAACCUGACCAAGAAAAUUGUAAACAAGAAGUGCCUAUGGAAAGUGAAGAAUACAUACCAACUAAGAAAAGAAUAUCUAGGACAGUAGAUAAGCAUAUAAAAGUUGUGUCUAGAGUACCAAUAAAACCAGAUUUUAAACUGAAUGCAGCGCAAGCAAUGGCUGAAAGACUAUCCAAAGUAAAACAAUUCCAUGUGGCUAAAAGUGAACAGGACCAAAAAAAUACUCCAAUUACUAAUGUGAUUUCGAAACCAGAAAAUUCAUUGCCAUUUUCAGCUCCAACUAGUUCAAAAAUUCGUAUAGCCCAUGUACCAUAUGCAUCAACAUUAUUAACCGCUAAGAAAACUAUGUCUAGUAAUAAUGUUAUAAAACCUACCAAUCAACCUUCUACGAGUUUAACUUCAAUACAAACUGUUAAAAAGGGUGUACAAAGGGUUGCACAUAUCCCUAAUGACAAGUUUAUAGAUAGACCAGGAGUUUUAGAACCCUUAGGAUCAAAAAUUCCUGCAAACAUACGAUCAACAUAUUUAAACUUAAUGAUAGAUCAAACUCUAAAAAUAUAUUUAUCAUCUGCAGAUGCUUAUGCAAGAGCCCAACAUGAGGAAUUAACAAGUAGUAAAAAAUGCAGUACAGUGCCAAUUUAUAAGAAUUCAGCGGUACUUGCUAUAAGUAGGUUAAAGAAAGAAGUACAAGAAUGUAAUGGAGUUAAGAAAUCAGGAAUGGAUUGUGCUAUGUUACAAAAACUGCCUAAUGCUAUGGAAAAAUCAAACAGUUUAGGAUCAUGGAGUAUUGAAAGUAGAAGUAAUAAAACAUAUGAUGACAGAGCACAAUAUACUGGGGCAAAACUCUACAAUAAUAUUAAAAAAUGGAUUCUUACCGAAGAGCAGCUGAGGGACAAUGGGUUCCCUCGAUCACAUGAAAGUGGUGAAAGGGGUAGGGCUAUUAUAUUUGGACAAAACAAGCAAAAGCCACCAAAAGGAUUUAUCAGAACUUGUUGUCGGUGCAAAAAAGAUUACACAGUGAAUAAAAAGGGAUUUCCUUCUGUUAAAGAAGAAUGUAUCUAUCAUCCCAAUAAUAAAUAUAGAGUAAGAGGUGAAGUUCGAUAUCAAUGCUGUAGCCAAGAUGGAACGUCAGAUGGGUGCUGUAUUGCUGAAAGUCAUGUGUAUGAAUAUGUAGAUUUUGAAAAUCUGAAAGGUUAUGUAAAAACACUUCCUCCAGAAAAAGAGAUGGAUGAUUAUGGUGUUUAUUCUUUAGAUUGUGAAAUGUGUUAUACAACGCAAGGCUUGGACCUGACUCGAGUGACAGUAAUAAAUUCUGCAUGUAAAGUAAUAUAUGAAACUCUAAUAAAACCACUUCAUCCAAUUAUUGAUUACAACACAAGGUAUUCAGGUAUAACAGAAGAGCAAAUGUCUCAUGUUAAAACAACAUUACUUGAAGUGCAAGCUACUUUACUCACAAUGUUCAAUAGUAAAACAAUAUUAAUAGGACAUAGUCUAGAAUCAGAUUUUAAAGCACUUAAAUUAAUUCAUGAUACAGUUAUAGAUACAAGUGUAUUAUUUCCUCAUAAAAUGGGACCUCCAUAUAAAAGGGCAUUAAGAAAUUUAUCUUCUGAAUAUUUAAAGAAAAUAAUUCAAAACUCUGUAGAUGGUCAUGACAGCGCGGAAGAUGCUACUGUCUGCAUGGAGCUUUUACACUAUAAGUUAAAAGAGGACCUUAAAACUAGAUGAUUAUGAUAUAUUUAUUUCAAUUUUUCUGUAACAAGAUCUUUAGACUCUUCUUACAAUUAUUUUCUUCCGAAGAUUGUUAGAAAGCAGAUUUAUUGAGAUUAAAAUUAUAUAAUUUCUCACAAUUUGUGAUGAACUAAAAUUUAUUUAGAUUUUUUUUUGUGAAUGAUGAAUAUCUUAUUUGAGAGCACUAUAUUUAAGAAUAUAGAAGUGUAUUCUCAUAUUUAAAUAACUUCAUGCCUAUUUAUUAAAGCAAUAUAUUUAGCUUAAUUUUAAAGGGUAUAGUGUAAGUAUAAUUCUUUUAUAAAGUAUUUUUCUAUA
Molecule: messenger RNA, 3632 nt
Organism: Zerene cesonia (dogface butterfly)
Lineage: Eukaryota; Metazoa; Arthropoda; Insecta; Lepidoptera; Pieridae
Product: RNA exonuclease 1 homolog
Exons: 1
Coding region: 126-3314 (1062 amino acids)
Cellular component (GO): nucleus
Molecular function (GO): nucleic acid binding; metal ion binding; exonuclease activity
Source: RefSeq, a predicted model, not a curated record